Molecule: messenger RNA, 1470 nt
Organism: Emiliania huxleyi CCMP1516
Lineage: Eukaryota; Haptophyta; Isochrysidales; Noelaerhabdaceae
Exons: 1
Coding region: 109-999 (296 amino acids)
Molecular function (GO): protein binding
Source: RefSeq, a predicted model, not a curated record
CGGCCGUCCGCAUCGUGCGCGCCACAAGCAAUCUGUCUGCGCCCGCUGCGGCGGAGCCAGUGUCAGGCGGUGCCGCGGCAGCCCCCGACGCGGUCGACAUCAAGAUCCAUGCGCCCUGCCUUCCAGCAAAACUUUGCGAAAAUCCUCUGCAUUGUCCUUCCCGCCUCCCUCCUCCUCACCUGGGCCGCGCCGAGCAGCCUCGCCACGCUCUCGCCUGCCGACGGUGCCGUCUGGCUCGCGCCCGACGAGCCGGAGCUUCGAUAUGUCGUUCGGCAGUACUCUGCGCCGGCGGCAGCCCUCUGUGCCGACCCCGAGGCCGCAGACCUCCUGCGCGACAGCCUGCAGGUGCCUGCAUGGCGCGGCAGGCCCGCGGCCGAGUGCUGCCGCUGGCGGGGAGUCAGCUGCGGCUGGGACGGCGCGGUGACCAAGCUGGCGCUGAGCGGCUCGCGGGCCAACGGCUCGCUCCCCACCGGGCUUCCCUCCCUGCUCGCCUCGCUGCGCGUGCUCGACCUGAACGGGCUCUCCGCGCUCUCGGGCACGCUGCCGCCGCUGGGCCGCUGCGCACGCCUCACGCACGCCUACCUCUUCGGCACGGCACUCUCGGGCACGCUCCCGCGCUCGCUGCCCGGCUCGCUGCAGGAGCUCGAGUGCUCGCGCUGCCGUCUCUCCGGCACGCUGCCCGACACACUCCCGCGCGCGCUGCAGUACCUCUUCCUCGAGUCGAACCGCCUCUCGGGCACGCUCCCGGCCUCCCUCUCCCGCCUCCGCUCCCUGACCGAGCUCGAGCUCUCGGACAACCGACUCGAGGGGUCGGUGCCCGCCGCGCUCGGGUCGCUCGGCCUGCGGCACCUCGACCUCACCGGCAACGAGAGGCUCACCGGCAGCCUCGCCACGGCGCCCCCCAAGUCGGGCUGCUCCGGAGGCAGCGACCGGUACCUGCGCGGCCGCAUGGACGCGCAGCUCACGAGCAGCUUGCGGCCGCCAAAGUCGGACGGAUAGAAUCGCACCUCCUCCCAUUGACGGGUGCGGGCGGUUCGCGCGGGGUGUGGUCCGGGUUGUGAGCGAGGUCUCUGUCCGCCGGAGAGAGGGAAGUCUGAACUUUGUGGACUGGCCUCGCCUCCCCGAUCCGCACACCGUCUCUCCCGCCGCAUCGGCCGGCCUCCCCGCCUUCGUCGUCAGCUGGGAGAUUGUGCGGAUGGAGCAGCCGCACGCCGCUCCCGGCGAGUCGAGCCCCUUCGACGUGCGGCUGGGGGCUGGCGCCGUGGAGCCGCGACGGCCUGGCCGCGGACCCGGCGACCCAAAGUACAGGUUUCGUCUUCUAGUCGAUCGUCUAGUCGAUCGCCCCCCGGGCCACCCGCGCAAAUUUUGAUCAGCAAAUUUCGAAGGCGGCCGCAAAUUUUGAGGUAGAUUUUGAUUGUCAAACGUGGUCCGUCGUGGUACGGCUCUACAGGAUAGAGCAUACAAUUGUAU